This is a messenger RNA of Chara braunii, 2029 nucleotides long. The record is from the annotation of a GenBank genome assembly. NCBI's taxonomy places the organism in Eukaryota, Viridiplantae, Streptophyta, Charophyceae, Charales, Characeae.
UGUAGCUUGCAUUUGAGUUCAUCAAUAAUAUGACUGGGAUAACCCCCACCGGGAAUGACAGCGAAUGUGGCAGCACAGCCCCCAAAAGUCCCUUUGUUUGCGUCUCACGACGCCAGUAUUUGAGCCUCUUGAGGAUCACAGUUGUGGAGGGUUUGCCCCUCCACCCUUCCAAAGAGGAUUCAGAAUUGAUCCUCGCAGGUCGUAUGUUGCUGCAUUUGUGGUUGCAGUUGGUGCGGCGCAUCUGCACAGUUUAGCAUGCUGCGUAGCUCCACUUAUUGUUUCUGUUGUGGUAGUGGUUGCUGCUGAGCCUGCUGUUAGUAUUGUUGAGGCAAUGUGCCCAGAUGCAAGUGUUGAUGUUGCUGCAAUGUUUGCACUUGCAUUUGUGUUUCAUGCUCUUGUCGUUGCAGGAUCUCAUAUUGCUGGAGUUGCGUCAGGCUUUGCUGCUGUUGGUGAUCACCUGGCAGGUACUGUUGCUGAAGAUGUUGUUCUUGUUGUUCCUGAUGCUGACAGUGCAUGUGGUGUUGUUGUUGUUUUGGCGAUGUCAGCAUUUGCGUGUCUGACUGGUGUUGGCAAUGCUGCAGUGUCGGCAUUUCUUGGGACCACCGUUGCUGCGUGUGCCACUGUGCCACAUGAGCAUGUUGUGCUUGUUGUAUCUGUUCCCCCACGUAUUGUAUCGGUGGAAGUUGUGUCAUUUGGCCUUGCUCUUGCCACUCUUUAUCCAUCAUCCGGGGGUGCUGUUGCAUCUGCGGUUGUGUUUCACGUUGGUGCAUUAGUAGUUGGUCAUCCUGUGGGUGUUGUUGUGCAUGUGGCUGUUGCAUUUGCAGUUGUUGGUCCUGGGUUCGCUGCAACCAUUGCAGAUUCAGCUGAUCCUGCUAUUGUUGGUUGUGCACGUGUUGUUUUUGCUGAACCUGGGGGGGCGAGAGGAGCUGUUGGUGGCAGGCGGACUGUUGUUGCUGUGAUUGCGGCAUUAGCUCCUUGGGCCGUAAUGGCAGGUGGUGGGUGUGGUCCUUCGUCGUCGCCGUGGAUUGUGGUCGAGCGGGGUGGGUUUCACAAGGCGUGUCCACGGUCAUGUGCAUACACCGAUCGGAGAUCCUUCCUAGGGCCAACUUUGGGAGCGAAAGCUUCGGGGCAUGGGAGGGAACAGGUUACAGGGCACGGAGGGGAAAGGGGGAAAGGAAAUUAUGUUACAGCAGAAGGGGCAGUGAAGACAUUGUCCCACAUGCUUACAGGAAAGCAAAUCAACUGCUCAAUUUUUAACAACGGGGUAUUUGAUGAGACUUUGACCGAUGAGGAUGAAGAAGUCAAAGGUAGACUGAGAGUGAAUUCCUUGGCCAUCAAGAACAAAAAGAUCCUACUUCUGACUGAGGACGAGGCAGAAGAAGUACGGGCGAUACCAUCAGAAGGGGAGGAGGAGGAGGAGGAAGAAGAUCCAAUACUAGAGUUCUUCUCCCGGACUGCAGGUACGUUUGAUGAACCAGAGGAGGAAGGAGAAGAAAAAGAUAUAACGCAGCCGCAAGAAGAAAAUAAGGGGGAUACGACCCUCCCUUUUAUCUUCUCCCCUCUCGCGAUAAUUCCUCAGGAAAACACUCCUCGGUCGUACGUACCACGAACCACCUCUUCAGUAAAGCGUCCUAGGAUAGAUGGUCUGAAACUCCAGGUCAGAGGGGGUGAGAACGAGAGCGGUGAAGGUCCUGAUGAGAUCAUGGGAAAAGACGAGUCUCUGCUCCUCCCCUCCAUCUUGCUGCAAGUUCCCUCUCCCCAGUGAUGAUUGACAAGUUGAACCUCGUUAAAAUUCAAGUACUGCAGAACCUGGGAGAGGUCGGAAUCCUCCCGGAACCUAAGAUGGCUCGCCAUUUGGUGGAUAAGCCAGAUGAUGGAAAGAUUGGCUGGUUUGUCUGAUAACCGCACAAUUUUAAUGGUGGACUCCUUUGCUGAGACAGUCCUAAAAAGGAAAACAGGAAAAAAUCUAAAUUUCUCGGUGGGAGAGCUCUUGGCAGCAGAACAACCUGAAUCAAGCAAAGGGGAAAAA